Molecule: messenger RNA, 1581 nt
Organism: Fulvia fulva
Lineage: Eukaryota; Fungi; Ascomycota; Dothideomycetes; Mycosphaerellales; Mycosphaerellaceae
Exons: 5
Coding region: 1-1581 (526 amino acids)
Source: RefSeq, a predicted model, not a curated record
AUGCGCUUCGAAGACUGGGACGUGCUGCUCUUUCCGAGUGGCACUCACGAUUCGCAUGUGCCACUGCGGGAGUAUCGCGUCGAAUGCCACACGGUUGAAGAUGAGCGUCUGAGUGUCAAUGGCAAUAGCACCAAAGGCAGAACGGUCGCUCCUCUCAUGACAGCUUUCGUCCCAAGUCUUGAGCGCGAUGCUCCUUUCCAGGUCUCGGUCCACUCCUGGUUGCCGAAGAACUUCUACUUCGCCCCUCAGCCAAGCACUUACCGAUCUGACCAUAUCCAGCUGUGGCAGGUCAAGAUCAUCGUGGAUGGCUUCGUCCAAUGCGCCGAGACCUUUGGAGCCGAUGUAAAGUGGCCCAAGGUUAUCGCCGUAGCCAACAUGGAGCCGUCGAUCAGCAAGAAGAUCCCUCUGCCACUGCACUUUCCUCAGUUCCACGAGGAAGUCACGUCUGUCUCGGAGUGGAGCCCUGAGGACACUAUCGGCCGCAUCAAGAUUGAGAUUUCGGAGGGUUACGCUCACGUCCAGCCCGGUAAUAUGGGCAAACCGGGAACCAUCACUUUCCACAAGCUGCUGAACCAUGCCUUCUUCAACUUCCAGCCGGCUCCACUCAAGAUUCUGCAGCGUACUGGCAUUGCAUAUCCCAAGCCAGAGAUGGCGGCAGCCAUGUUGCCAUUGAGCACCCGCCGGCCCAGCAACCUCAUCGCGUUUCCUGGCGCCGUCCAAGCACCGCGCAGUUUUGAUCAUGCUCGCAAUAUAAGCGCCAGCAAUGUCAGCAGUUAUCAGUACACCUCGCCAUAUAUGGGUCCUGGAGGCCCACCCAACACUCCGCACUUCGAGGAAAUGCCACCUCCACCUACAGCCUGGAAUCUGGGAUACCACUUCGACGACAACCACUCAGCCACUAGUCGAUCUACAUCAGCAUACUCGAAUGUCCCGCUCUCUGCCCUACCGCUGCCCGUGCCUGCUGGGAACACUGGCAAAAUGCCUCCACCGUACCCAACCGCCGCCACGCGUCGUGCUGACCGUCCGAGAGCAGAUCCUAGCCAGGUCAUCCUCCGUCUGCCAAGCGAUCAGUUGCGUAACAUCCUGAGCGCUCUGAAGCAGCCGCCGAAGGAGUCAGCGAAGGCGGAUGCUCCGCAGAGUACCUCCAUGCCGCCACCACCUGUCCCACAGCAUGCUAUCGAGCGUCGUAAUGCCAACGUCUCUGAUGUCAGCAUGCACAAUGGCUGCACCAACUUUCCAAGUUGCACCACCGAAGACAAAGAUGGUCAUGUUUUCCACCAACCAGCCGAAGUGGUUCGUGGCCGUAAGGAAGGCUCGGCCGUCGACAACAAUGGCCGUGACUUCUUCUCCAGCAUUCCAAGCAUCCUGAAUCCGCAAACAGAGUCAUCUCUCGACAAGGUCAACUCACUGCUCUCGUCCAGUCCUGCGGAUGGUGUCACGAAGAAGCGCACUCGAUCAACACUCAAGUCUCUCACGAUGAACGAGGGCUCGCCUGAGAAGCUCAGCAAGGACCGCGAGGUCUCGAACCCAAAGCCGCGCAAGCUGCGCAAGCGGACCACGGCAGGAACAGAUCAGUCCUAG